Pipistrellus kuhlii (Kuhl's pipistrelle) is the source of this 1042-nucleotide messenger RNA. RefSeq names its product olfactory receptor 52D1. Gene Ontology annotation, cellular component: membrane. The record is from RefSeq and is a predicted model, not a curated record. Gene Ontology annotation, biological process: G protein-coupled receptor signaling pathway. Lineage: Eukaryota; Metazoa; Chordata; Mammalia; Chiroptera; Vespertilionidae. The transcript has a single exon. Gene Ontology annotation, molecular function: olfactory receptor activity; G protein-coupled receptor activity. The coding region runs from base 19 to 975 and encodes 318 amino acids.
CUUUAAUUGCCAGGCAGAAUGUCAACUUCCAACAUUAGUGAUGACAGUCUCCCAGCAAUGCUCUUUCUGACGGGGAUCCCAGGGCUGGAGCGAGCCCACAUCUGGAUUGCCAUCCCCUUUUGUGCCAUGUAUAUGGUAGCCCUGGCUGGGAAUGCUGCCCUCAUCUUGGUGAUUGUCACGGACAAGGCACUGCAUGCACCCAUGUACAUCUUCCUUUGCCUUCUCUCAUUCACUGACCUGGCGCUCAGCUCCACUACUGUACCCAAAAUGCUGGCCAUUUUGUGGUUCCAUGCUGGUGAGAUUUCCUUUGGUGGCUGCCUGGCCCAGAUGUUUUGUGUCCAUUCUAUCUAUGCUCUGGAGUCUUCGAUUCUUCUUGCCAUGGCCUUUGAUCGAUAUGUGGCUAUCUGCAACCCACUGAGAUACACAGUCAUCCUCAACCACACAGUCAUAGGCAAAAUUGGCCUCGUUGGGCUGUUUCGUAGUAUAGCCAUUGUCUCCCCCUUCAUCUUUUUAUUGAAGCGCCUGCCCUACUGCCAGCACCGUAUCAUGGCACACACCUACUGUGAGCAUAUGGGCAUUGCUCGACUCGCCUGUGCCAACAUCACUGUCAAUAUUGUCUAUGGGCUGACCGUGGCCCUGCUGGCCAUGGGCCUGGAUUCUAUUCUCAUUAGUAUCUCCUAUGGCUUUAUACUCCGUGCUGUCUUUCGUCUUCCAUCCCGAGAUGCCCAGCACAAGGCCCUGAGUACCUGUGGCUCCCAUCUUGGGGUCAUCCUGGUCUUCUACAUCCCUGCCUUCUUCUCCUUUCUCACCCACCGUUUUGGCCAGCACCGAGUCCCCAAGCAUGUGCACAUCUUUCUGGCUAACCUCUAUGUGCUGGUGCCUCCUGUGCUCAACCCAGUCAUCUAUGGGGCGAGGACCAAGGAGAUUCGGAGUCGACUCCUAAGACUGCUUCGCCUGAAGAAGAUUUCAGUAUGAAUUCUGAGAAAACGUUGGAAAUGAGAAUAAUAAAUUUGUAAGGUAGCUAUCUAGAUGCAUUUACAUG